UUCAGAUUUGUUGCUGUUAAGUCACAUGGUCCAGCAAUCACCCUGUACAUAACCAACACAAAUGAUGGCACAAAGUAUUCUGUAGACUUGACCUUGGCUAUCAAAUUCAUUAACUGGCCCGAUGAAGCUAUUGAGUGGAUUACAAGGCGACCGGGACCUAGCCUGGGUUUCUCCCGAGGUAAGUACAGUUUACGUAAUCUCCCGUAGCAAAAGGUAUCCUGGUGAAUUCCCUGUCGCUUUAUUUGUGUUGAGUAAAAGAGUGCCUUUUUCCUUAUAUGUUUUCACUUUCAUGUUGCUAAUGAUUCGGUAAAUGUAGAUAGUCCCCCCUAUACAUACUCUCAGUUCUACGGAAGUUCGUUGCCCCUCUCAGGAUCCCCCCAGAUAACCACUCGGAUUAUCGUUUGAGCCAUGCAGAUGCAGAAACCCAUGUUCACAGGGAGAAUGCUCGUUUUAUCGGUAACAAUUGUUGUUAUUUUUCUACUUGGUAAUUUAGGUUGGCCUAAUUCACUCUUACAAGAAAUUCGUGACGGUGGUUGUCAUCUUGUUGCAAAACAACCAAAAGGAGACAACGUUCCAGAAGAUGAAAACGGAAUUUUCUGGAGAUUUUCUUUCUCUGCAGCUGAAAAAAAGCUGUUUCUCCUCGGAGGCAACGGUGAAGCCAGCUCUUGCCGCAAACAGGUUUUAAGAAUUUUGAAGGCCCUGAGAGAGGAGUUGCAUCUUCAUCCAUUGACAUCAUAUCACCUCAAAACCAUCUUGUUACACGAAUGUGAAGCUUAUCCACAUCCAAACCAAUGGAGCUAUGAUAGUUUAAGUGAGCGAUUCCUUAGCUUUCUACAGAGACUGGAAGACUGUUUGAGACAGUUCAACUGCCCUCAUUACUUCAUCACACAUUUAAAUUUGUUCGAAUUCUUCGGUCGCCAAAGAUGUGAUGAAUUGGCUAAAAAAGUAAAGGAGAUAAAACUUCAUCCAGAGGAGGUCUUAAUAAACCUUAUCAAGUAA
This is a messenger RNA of Porites evermanni, 999 nucleotides long. The record is from the annotation of a GenBank genome assembly. Lineage: Eukaryota; Metazoa; Cnidaria; Anthozoa; Scleractinia; Poritidae.